This is a messenger RNA of Eptesicus fuscus (big brown bat), 1541 nucleotides long. It is a transcript of the gene ANXA13, whose product is annotated as annexin A13. The coding region runs from base 1 to 1074 and encodes 357 amino acids. Gene Ontology annotation, molecular function: calcium-dependent phospholipid binding; calcium ion binding. The record is from RefSeq and is a predicted model, not a curated record. Lineage: Eukaryota; Metazoa; Chordata; Mammalia; Chiroptera; Vespertilionidae. The transcript is spliced from 12 exons. Gene Ontology annotation, cellular component: cytoplasm.
AUGGGCAAUCGUCAUAGCCAGUCUUACUGCCUCUCAGAGGGCAGUCAGCAGUUGCCCAAAGGGGACACCCAACCCUCGGCAGCCGUGCAGCCUCUCAGCCGCCCGUCAGGGAGUGGACAGCCAGAGGCCCAUCAGCCUGCCAAAGAGAGAAGUCAUCAGGGUUUUGAUGUGAAUCGAGAUGCCAAAAAGCUGAACAAAGCCUGCAAAGGAAUGGGAACUGAUGAAGCGACCAUCAUUGAAAUCUUAUCAAGCAGGACAUCGAAUGAGCGGCAACAAAUAAAGCAAAAGUACAAGGCAAUGUAUGGCAAGGACCUGCAGGAGGUGCUGGAGAGUGAACUGAGCGGGCAUUUCAAGAAGACAGCCUUGGCGCUGCUGGACCGCCCCAGCGAGUACGAUGCCCGGCAGCUGCAGAAGGCCAUGAAGGGUCUGGGCACGGAUGAGGCAAUGCUCAUCGAGGUCCUGUGCACAAGAACCAAUAAGGAAAUCAUCGCCAUCAAAGAGGCCUACCAAAGGUUAUUUGACAGGAGCCUUGAAUCAGAUGUCAAAGAUGACACGAGUGGAAACCUAAAAAAAAUUCUGGUGUCCCUGCUACAGGCUAAUCGUGAUGAAGGAGAUGAUGUGGACAAAGAUCUAGCUGGUCAGGAUGCCAAAGAGCUGUAUGAUGCAGGGGAGGGCCGCUGGGGCACUGACGAACUUGCCUUCAAUGAAGUCCUGGCCAAGAGGAGCUACAAGCAGCUACGGGCCACCUUUCAAGCCUACCAAAUUCUCAUCGGUAAAGACAUCGAAGAGGCCAUUGAAGCCGAGACGUCGGGCGAUCUGCAGAAGGCCUACUUAACCCUCGUGAGGUGUGCCCGCGACCAGGAGGGCUAUUUUGCUGAGCGCCUGUACAAGUCCAUGAAGGGUGUGGGGACCGAUGAGGAGACGCUAAUUCACAUCUUUGUGACCAGGGCUGAGGUUGACCUUCAGGGCAUAAAAGCUAAGUUCCAAGAGAAGUAUCAGAAGUCCCUCUCUGACAUGGUUCGCUCGGACACCUCUGGGGACUUCCGGAAACUGCUGGUAGCCCUCUUGCACUGAACCAAGCCAGAGCGGUAGGAGCACAGGGAGGAACCAUCUUUGUCAAGAGCCUGUUCCAAACAAGAUUUGCAAAUGUGACUCCAGCUCGAAAAGCCUUCGGGAAUCCUGGUUUAUUUUCUUGGCAGCUUCAGCAGUGCAGCCAGGCCAGGCUGUUUUAGUCAAAGACAGCAGCCUCGAGAUGCUUGGGCAGGUCACCCUUGAACGCCAGCUUAGCAAGUGUCUGGGCUGCCUCCUAACUUUCCUUAGCAUGGUAACUGAAUGCUUUAUACGCACAAAUGAAAUCAGCAGUUGAUGAAAAAAUCUCUCCAUUUGUGGUGAUAAAAAAAUUUACAAGAAUAUAUAUCACACAGGGGGGGGGGUGUGUUCUGGGUAAAGAUUGAAUGAUUAAGGUACAGGGAAGACAAAAUUAACCAAUUCAUUAAUUUUCCUUCUGUGUGUUCCAUUUCAAAGCCUCAAUGUUAAUUAAA